UGACAAAGGAUCCUCCAAUGAAACAUAACAUGUUCCACAAAAAGUCAACAAAAUGCUUUGAUUAAUCAAAAGAUUGGCCCAUGUUGAUGGGGAUAUACUGAUAUUUAGCAGUCAAGUUGGAAAACCUUUCUUUGUCCUACUUCCUCUGGCUUCAUGUUAAAAGUUCAAAGUUCAAACUACUAAGUUUCUUGAGUUAAACACUCUUACAUAAAAAAAUUAAAAAAAAAAAAAAAAAACACUACUGCUGAAUCUGAACUUCUUCUUUUUGUGGUUGUGAAUUAAGAAACUUUUGGAGAGACUAUGGCUGUUGGUUUGGCAAUUGCAACAGAAGGAGGAAACUACAAUGGCGGAAUCACAUCAUUUGUAGUUUUAUCUUGCAUGAUGGCAACCAUGGGAGGAGUCAUUUUUGGCUAUGACAUUGGAAUUUCAGGUUUGCUUCUGCCUGCAAUACAAAACUUAACUUUCUCUCUUGAUGGAACUGCAAUUGGAUGAUUGACAUGCUGAGAUGACCUUUCAUUCUGUUAUCUGUUUGUACUACAUACUUGUAGGCUAAAUGGUUUUCAUUUUUCUUUGCUGUAAACAAUGACUGAUGUAAAUUCUUGUUUAUUCAAGACAUGAAAAUGGCUGACCCUUUUUUUCUGGUGAAAAAAUUAUGAAGGUGGAGUUACUUCUAUGGAGCCAUUCUUGGAAAAGUUCUUCCCAGAUGUCUACAAGAAAAUGAAAGAGGACAAUAGCAUAAGCAAUUACUGCAAGUUUGACAGCCAGUUGUUGACUUCAUUCACUUCCUCACUGUAUUUGGCUGGACUUGUUGCUUCCCUCUUUGCCUCAUCCCUCACUCGAGCCUUUGGCCGCAAACCAUCCAUUCUUUUUGGAGGCGCUGCUUUUCUCGCCGGUGCUGCUCUUGGUGGCGCCGCUCAGAAUGUUUAUAUGCUGAUUUUCGGCCGAGUUUUGCUUGGUAUAGGUGUUGGUUUCGCCAACCAGGCUGUCCCACUGUAUCUGUCAGAAAUGGCGCCAGCCAGAUUCAGGGGAGCAAUCAAUAACAGCUUCCAACUCAGUAUAGGCAUUGGAAUUUUGAUAGCAAACUUGAUUAACUUUGGCACUGAAAAGAUUAGGGAUAAUCGAGGAUGGCGAAUUUCCCUGGCUUUGGCUUCAGUUCCUGCAUUGAUUCUAACCAUUGGCGCACUUUUCCUACCUGAAACACCAAAUAGUGUAAUUCAGCGCAGCAAUGAUUAUGAAAAGGCUACAAGGAUACUGAGGAAAGUCAGAGGAACUGAAGAUGUUCAAGCCGAAAUUGAAGAUAUCAUAAAAGCUAGUGAGACAUCAAAAACCAUAAAGAAUCCCUUCAAGAAUAUCAUACAAAGGGAAUAUAGACCACAACUUGUGAUGUCAAUAGCUAUUCCAUUCUUUCAGCAAGUCACUGGAAUCAAUGUGAUUGCAUUCUAUGCGCCGAUUCUGUUCCGAACAAUUGGCUUGGGUGAAAGUGCCUCACUGAUGUCUGCUGUAGUGACUGGAGCUGUAGGUAUAUGUACAACAUUUCUAUCAAUGUUGAUCGUCGACAGAGUUGGCCGAAGAUCGCUAUUGAUAUACGGGGGUUUCUGUAUGUUCAUCAUGCAGAAUAUUGUGGGAGCAAUCAUGGCUGCCAAAUUAGGUGACCAUGGUGGAUUGAGCAAAGUUGAUGCCUUUGUAGUUCUGAUGUUAAUCUGCCUUUAUGUUGCUGGAUUUGGCUUGUCCUGGGGUCCCUUGGGAUGGUUAAUUCCCAGUGAAAUCUUUCCACUACAAAUAAGAUCUGCUGGCCAAAGUAUUACAGUUGCAGUGAACUUUCUCUUCACUUUUAUUGUUGGCCAAACCUUUUUAACAAUGCUUUGCCACUUCAAGUAUGGGCUUUUCUUCUUUUUUGGAGGGUGGGUCGCACUGAUGACUGCAUUUGUUUACUUAUUGUUGCCAGAAACCAAGAAUUUGCCAAUUGAGCAAAUGAAUAAGGUUUGGAGGAAACAUUGGUAUUGGAGGAGAUUAGUGGGAUCAGACAAUGAAGAGAAAGUUGAUCAAUAUGAUUGAUCUUUUAGGAUUAAACACAGGAAUUCAGAUUCAGGUUUGGUGAAAAUUGUCAUCAUCUUCUAAAUUCAGUGCUUACGAAUAUCAGACACUUCUGAUUUUUCAAUUAUUACUCUUGCAAUCGACCUUUUAAUAUGAUAAGAUGUGAAAGUCGACGUGUUACAAAAUUAGUACAACAUUUUUAAUUUGGUAUAGUCAAUUUUCUUAACCUGAAUAACAAGUUGGCAAAAUUUUACAAAAAUAAAAAUAAAAAUUCAACUUUGAGUUAGAUUUUUGACUACUAAAUUAUUUUACCUCGUCUUAUUAGUUGGUAAAUACAUAAUAAUCUCGAUUUCAAUUUGCCGAAAUUCGUUUUGUUUUGUGGGAAUUUUGGCGGUCGACCUUUUCAUCGGCUUAAAUAAGUCGACGUAUUGAGUUUUUAACGGUAAGAAUGUUUUUAAUUGUUCAAAAAGAAUUAUAUUUCAAAAAAAUAUCCUCAUCAUUAAAGAAAAU
This is a messenger RNA of Oldenlandia corymbosa var. corymbosa, 2544 nucleotides long. The record is from the annotation of a GenBank genome assembly. NCBI's taxonomy places the organism in Eukaryota, Viridiplantae, Streptophyta, Magnoliopsida, Gentianales, Rubiaceae.